Orbicella faveolata is the source of this 1732-nucleotide messenger RNA. RefSeq lists its product as uncharacterized. Gene Ontology annotation, molecular function: nucleic acid binding; zinc ion binding. The record is from RefSeq and is a predicted model, not a curated record. NCBI's taxonomy places the organism in Eukaryota, Metazoa, Cnidaria, Anthozoa, Scleractinia, Merulinidae.
CAAGCUACUAUACCUUGCAGCCGAAACAGACAUGUUUGCCUGUUCCCUUGCGGUAGCACAUAAUGGAAGCCGGACUUCUAUGAAAUCGGAGACACUAACACUGUGCUUCUCUCCAUUGGGUAACUUGCGAUAGAACAUCAUCCCAACCAGUGGGAUGGGGUGGAGGAGGAUGACUACGGAAAUUAAGGUGGUUAGGUGGCCCCAGGUUCGAACGCGGAAUUGACCAUUUUUCCAGUUAAAUUUUCCUUGCUCUCUUUAGCUAGUAGGUUAUUUAUUUCCAUAAAACUGCAUUUAUUGCUUCAAAUCGAUGACGUCACUACAUGACAUAUCUGAGCCUGCGGCAAAACGGCAAAGCAUUUCCGAUAGAAGUCUGGGCACAACUGGUAGAAUCAAGAUGGCUUCCGUAGCAAGAGCGUACAUUCUCAACAAGAAAAGACAAGAACAGGCUGGAAAUCAACGAUGCCAAAAGUGUCUUCAAAUAGGUCACUGGACUUACGAAUGCAACAACAAACGAAAAUACUUGCAAAGGGAUUCACGGACGGCAGUCAUUAAGAAGAAAAUAAAGUUGAUGAAGUCUGCCAGUGAGAACACUGAUACAACUAACAGUGAGGCUCUUGACAAGGAGAAAGAGACGUCAGAGAAAAGCAGCAGUGAUGAAAGUGAUGAAUCUGAUUCUGAUUCUGAUGAGUCUUCAACAUCCGAUGACAGUGACUCGUCCGAUGACAGCAGCAGUUCUUCCAGUGGCAGCAGCAGCUCCAAUAGUAGCAGCAGCUCAGAGGAGUCAGAUAGUGACAACAAACGCAAGUCAAAGAAACGCUGAUAACUGGAAAGAAACAUUUGACAGGUUGAAGAAGUGGCGUCAAAUUAGAAUUUGGAAGUAUGGUUACAUCUGAACCACAAUGAGCCUACUGAAGGAACUUAUGGUGACAUAAUGUUCUUGUUCACUGCUGCAUGCUACAAAUUGAAUUGCUUGUGGAACUGGUGGUCUUGAGGAAUCCUUGCAAAGCAAGAAAAUCUUGCAAAAUUGCCCAACGUGUACUGUGGAUGCCAUUACUGUUCAUGUUAACUCCAAUCAGGGACUGUUUCUGCAACUGUUUUUUUUUUCAAUACGACUAUUAGAAGGAUUACCGUAACCUUUUAAUUCCCUAUCGUACUUGACAUGAGAAGAACGUUGUGUUGAGUGGUAUCCAGUCUUUUUAUCAGACUCCUUGUUUUAUUCUAGCAGAUGACUGAAAGGAUGUGCAAAAACGUAGCACAGUCCUAAGCUUUUUUUUUUCUAGUGAGAUCUAGAGACUACAUACAAUGUGCUGUUCCAGAAAAUAUACCACCUCAUGGAUGGUUUUUUGGGUAUUACCCUCCCCCCUGGAAUUCCGGUUCAGCUUCAUAUUUUCUUUUAAAAUCUUGCUUUUUGAGUUCCCCCUCCCCCAUUCCGUCAGAAUUGCCAAAGACCUUCCAUGAGAUGAGAAAGUAACGAUAUUGGCCGUGUUUAUACUAAAGACGCAUUAUCCGUCUGGACGAACUUGGGCAAACAUUUAUAGUUCGUCUGAUUAUUCGUCUCUAGUAUAAAGACGGUCAUGAGACGUAUUAUGCGUUUAGAUAAACUCUCUCUCCUAGUGCGUCCUUCAAGACGAAUUUUGAAGUAUAGUUCGUCUAGAUGCAUAAUACGUCUUGUGCCCGUCUUUAUACUAUAGAAGAAUAACUAGACGAACUACAAAUGUUUGCCCAAGUUCGU